Messenger RNA from Canariomyces notabilis, 633 nucleotides. RefSeq lists its product as uncharacterized. The coding region runs from base 117 to 434 and encodes 105 amino acids. NCBI's taxonomy places the organism in Eukaryota, Fungi, Ascomycota, Sordariomycetes, Sordariales, Chaetomiaceae. The transcript has 2 exons. The record is from RefSeq and is a predicted model, not a curated record.
GCCUUUCCGGCGGCUAUCCCCUUCUUCGUUCUACAUACGGAUUACUAGAUGGGUGAUCGACGACUGGUCACAGCCCUGAAUAGCCAUAGACUUUGCAACUUAACCAUACCAGUAACAUGGCCGACGGACUGGAGAUACACGCACUGAGCAUGCCGAAUUGGUCCAUCCGUACUGUACUGUAUACACAUUGGGUUGCCGCCGCCACCAUACCACCCAAUAACCACCAGAUCGGAUCCAACUGGAACCACGAAGCCCUCAGCCGUGGCCUUCCGUGGUAUGUACGUACAAGGGGUCCCCUGGCUGACACUGGGUACGGGGACAAGCCCUCUCCUCUUCCCGCUUCCUGUCCUCGUUUCUCACCCGGAGCACCAGCCAUCCAUCCACCCCUGCACAAGAAUCGGAAUCCUUUACCAUUUACUCCGUACUGGUAUUGAGAUGAUGGGGAGGGGAGCGGGGGCCUGGGGAAAGGAAGCCAACAAGAACCUAUCCAGACCCGUUCUCCAGAGGGUCAAGAAAAGACCGCAGCCAUUCGCUCCUUUCGGUUUUUCCUGCAUCGGGGUUCUUGCUAAUCUCACCUGUCUUGACGCGCCAUGCGUGUUCCUCAUGCACGUCAGGCACACGCAGUAACAAACU